Eruca vesicaria subsp. sativa (arugula) is the source of this 264-nucleotide messenger RNA. Lineage: Eukaryota; Viridiplantae; Streptophyta; Magnoliopsida; Brassicales; Brassicaceae. The record is from the annotation of a GenBank genome assembly.
AUGGAAGAAACGGCGGUGUACGUGGUGUUCGCCGGGGCAUCUGCGGCGGCGCAACACUCAUUGCUGGUGGUGACUGGUUCAAGGGAGCUUCAGUGGAUGAAGUGGUGCUACAAGUUCACAAGGUUCUGCUUUCAGAUCGGAAGUGCCAUCAUCUUAAACUACAUCGCAGCGGUGCUCAUGAUCAUCCUCUCCUUCAUCUCCGCCUUCAACCUCUUCCGCCUCUACUCCCCUAAACGUUAUUUUCAGUUUAAGUCCUCCUCAUAA